Messenger RNA from Acipenser ruthenus (sterlet), 4918 nucleotides. Its product is annotated as serine/threonine-protein kinase BRSK2. Gene Ontology annotation, molecular function: ATP binding; tau-protein kinase activity; protein serine/threonine kinase activity. Gene Ontology annotation, cellular component: cytoplasm. The record is from RefSeq and is a predicted model, not a curated record. Bases 361 to 3078 code for a protein of 905 amino acids. The transcript is spliced from 21 exons. Gene Ontology annotation, biological process: microtubule cytoskeleton organization; intracellular signal transduction; protein phosphorylation. NCBI's taxonomy places the organism in Eukaryota, Metazoa, Chordata, Actinopteri, Acipenseriformes, Acipenseridae.
GGUCGGCUUCCGUGUCAAUCAGCGACGACGGCUUGGGAUCUUCCUGUCUGAACUCGCCGCUGUGUGUGGAGUGCUCUGCAGCUCCGAUAGAGGCAGAGCUAAGGCGUGAAGGUCCCCCUCCUAGCACAAUGGUCUUAGGAUUUUAGACUAGAGCGUUCGCGUCCCUACACUGCAAAGGAGGAAAGAGAGUCGUUCCCAUUCGGCGAGACUGCGAGAGGAAACAGGUGCUGGGGAAUUAUAGCAACACAAUAAAGAAAUUCUUCAGGACCUUCAGAGAAAUUGAAAAGGAUUUAAAACAUUGCAUUAUUCUCUGAAUAUAGGCACAAUAAAACAUAAGAAAUCCUUAUCACAGAAAGCAAAAUGUCAUUGUCGGGGAGAGACAUCAGCGGAGCUCAGCAUGCCCAAUGUGUUGGACCGUAUCGCCUUGAAAAAACGUUGGGGAAAGGACAGACAGGUCUGGUGAAGCUUGGGGUCCACUGUGUAACGUGUCAAAAGGUCGCAAUAAAGAUUGUCAACCGGGAGAAGCUGAGCGAGUCCGUUCUAAUGAAGGUGGAACGAGAGAUCGCCAUUCUGAAGCUCAUAGAACACCCUCAUGUUUUAAAGUUGCACGACGUCUAUGAAAAUAAGAAAUAUUUGUAUUUGGUACUAGAGCACGUUUCUGGAGGCGAACUUUUCGACUAUCUGGUAAAAAAGGGAAGACUAACGCCCAAGGAAGCCCGAAAAUUCUUCCGACAAAUCAUCUCUGCGUUAGAUUUCUGCCACAGCCAUUCAAUAUGCCACAGGGACUUGAAGCCUGAGAACUUGUUGCUCGAUGAGAAGAACAACAUCAGAAUAGCAGACUUCGGCAUGGCCUCCCUUCAGGUUGGAGACAGCUUGUUGGAAACCAGCUGUGGGUCCCCUCACUAUGCAUGUCCAGAAGUAAUUCGGGGGGAGAAGUAUGACGGGCGAAAAGCAGAUGUCUGGAGCUGUGGGGUCAUUCUCUUUGCACUUUUGGUGGGUGCCUUGCCAUUCGAUGACGACAAUUUGAGAAAUUUGCUGGAAAAGGUGAAACUGGGGGUGUUCCAUAUGCCACACUUCAUCCCGCCAGACUGCCAGAACCUCUUGCGUGGCAUGAUAGAGGUGGACGCCACGAAACGAUUGACGCUAGAACAAAUUCAGAAACACACAUGGUACAUAGGGGGUAAGAACGAGCCAGAGCCCGAGCAGCCCAUCCCACGCAAGGUGUCUAUCCGCUCGCUGCCCUCCGCGGACGACAUCGACCCCGACGUGCUGGAGAGCAUGCACUCGCUCGGCUGCUUCCGUGACAAGAACAAGCUCAUGAAGGACCUGCUGUCCGAGGAAGACAACCAGGAGAAGAUGAUCUACUUCCUCCUUCUCGACCGGAAGGAAAGGUAUCCGAGCCACGAGGAUGAGAAUCUACCACCUCGCAAUGAAAUUGAUCCCCCUCGGAAGCGAGUAGACUCCCCGAUGCUGAACAGACACGGCAAGAGGAGGCCGGAGCGGAAGUCUAUGGAGGUGCUUAGCGUGACGGACGGAGGCUCCCCUGUGCCAGCGCGGCGAGCCAUUGAGAUGGCACAACAUGGGCAGAGUAAGGCUCUGUUCAGUAAAAGCUUGGAUAUCUCUGAUGCCAAUCCCAAAUACAGCAAAGAAGAAAGGUCACGAUCAAUCAGUGGUGCAUCCUCUGGCCUCUCCACCAGCCCUCUCAGCAGCCCCAGGCCUAUCAGAAAGUUUUUUAUUCCUCCCCAGACUCCCAACCUUUCCUUCUCCCCCCGCUCCUGCCCCACCUCCUCCUUAGACCCCGAUCCCAGCAGGACUGUCUCCCGCACCCCCAAUUCGCUGCAACCAAAGACAGGGCCUCCUCAGCCCAACCCAAAGACUCAAACCCUUCCCGCAAAAAACAAACUGGCCGAAAAGCCUUUGCAGUCCACCAGAUCCAACCCACUUCCUGCUGCCGCUUCCACUCCUAUUCCCGCCAACUCAGAACCCACCACCCCUUCCCAGCAUCCCCCUGCCCCCAGCAGCCAAGUGCGCCACCCUCCACUUACGGCCCCUCCACAACUCUCCAUCCCCUCUGUCCAGGUGACCCCCCUGUCUCCUCUCAGGCUGCACCACCACCACUCUGCUGCCGGUACUGAUCCAAACACCAAAUCUAUCCCCGUCAUACAGGUGACCCCUCACCCCUCCCCUAGGGGGAGUCCUCUCCCUACCCCCAAGGGAACGCCAGUCCACACGCCCAAGGAGAGCCCGGCCAGCACACCCAACCCCACGCCGCCCUCCAGCCCCUCCAUUGGUGGGAUGCCAUGGCGGACACGCCUCAACUCCAUCAAGAACAGCUUUCUGGGAUCGCCCCGCUUCCACCGCAGGAAACUGCAAGUACCUACACAAGAGGAGAUGUCCAGCCUCACUCCAGAAUCUUCCCCUGAACUUGCCAAAAAAUCCUGGUUCGGUAACUUUAUCAACCUGGAGAAAGAGGAACAGAUUUUUGUGGUCAUCAAGGACAAACCAUUGAGUUCCAUCAAAGCAGACAUUGUACACGCCUUUCUUUCGAUUCCCAGUCUCAGUCACAGUGUCAUAUCACAAACAAGUUUUCGGGCAGAGUACAAGUCAACUGGAGGCCCCACGGUGUUCCAAAAGCCUGUCAAAUUCCAGGUUGACAUCACAUACACAGAGGGCAACGAAGCACAAAAGGAGAACGGAAUCUACUCGGUCACCUUCACACUGCUGUCAGGACCUAGCCGUCGUUUCAAGCGAGUGGUAGAAACGAUCCAGGCCCAGUUAUUAAGCACACACGACCAGCCUUCAGUCCAGCAGCUGUCCGACGCCACCCACUGUAUGGAGCUGCUGACUGGCAGGCUUUCCAAAUGUGGCAGCCCAUUGAGUAACUUCUUUGAUGUAAUUAAACAACUUUUUUCAGACGAGAAGAACGGGCAGGUUGCCCACCAGCCUGGUACUCCCACCAAGCAUGGCCCUAACAGCAAGAGACAUGAACCCGAUGCUAAUGACUUUGGCUCUAAAUGCCCGACAGGCAAAGACAAGGCAAAGAUGGUGGCAUCUAUUGAGACACAGGAUUCACCAUAAAAAUAAAAAAAAUCAAUAAAAACAAUUUAAUUAUCUAUUGAAAGCUAGUUGCUUGUAAUACUAGAUGUAAAUAAGACUACUUCGUUAAAUUUUUGUAUGACGGAAUGACUGUGUAUGUGUAUAUAACUAAAUCAAAGAUUUAAAAAUAGAAGUAGCACGCGCAGACACACACCCCUUUUACCCCUUCACAAACAGCAUUUUUACCCCAGUAUUUUUUCAUUAUUAUUUUUUUUUGUAUCUUCUGUUCUCCUUUUAUGAUGACUUGACUUGUUUCCACUGCCAGGAAUUGUCCAGAAAAGUUAUUAAGUUCCAACCCCGGUCGAGCUGCUGUGUGCUGCGGAUAUUUGUUGACGGAAGGCCCUUUUCAAGGCAAGUAAGCAAACCAAGGAGCCAGUGACCUUUGACCCCACCCUAGGAAAAUCCCAACUACCCCCCCCCCCCUUUCCUCCCUCCCUCCCUCCCUUUACACUGAUCAAUCAGAGCUUCGAAGCAAGGAUGACCACUGGGAACAAAGAGCCUUAAGACAACAUUUGUCCACGACGACACAGAGAACUGAGGGGUUUACAAAAACAAAACGGACAGAGGAAUUGGUAAUAAAGCACCAUCUUGGACGUCUGCUGGAUUGGAUUGUUUCAUUUUUAAAUGUAGGACUUCAUGAACUUCUGGGUUUAAACACUUUGUUGGACUUUAAAUGCCAUUGCUGCAGAGAACUGAACUUUUGGGGGGAGGGUGUUCCGAAUUGAAUGAUCCACCUUGUUGUACAGAUCUGUUUCUUCUGUAUAAACUGUCUCUAGUAGUGACAUUUUGUUUAGUUGUAGGGGAAGGUUUAAACAUUGUGUUGCCAGAUAUUGUGUCCCACCUGUAUUUAUUAUUUAUUUAUUUAUUUAUUUCACCCUUUUAGUGUAUUCUAUAAUAUAUAUUUGGGUUUAUUAUGUUUGAUUAUUCCUUUUCUUUUUUUCAUUUUGAACAAGCUACUCUUUUUCAACUGUGCUGUGUUGCAUCUUUUGGCUGGGAAUUUACCACAAAUACUGAUGUAUACUUUUAGAUAUAAUUGUGGAUAUUUUUGUAUCUUCCUUUUUUUUGUUUCUUAAUUUAUCAAGUCUUGAUUAUUUAUAUAAAAUAAAUAUGUUGGGAGAGACUAUGUUAUAAAAUUAUGUUGGCUCAACGCAGGUUUAUUUAAAAAAAAAAAAAAAAAAAAAAAAAAAUUAAGUUAAUUUAUCAGAGCUAUGUGAACAACGAUGGAGAUAUUUCUUUCUUUCCUGGCUUCAAGAAAAAAAACAAACGUGUAGUAUAUGUUUAAAAUGAUAAUUUACCAGUACUUUAAGGAUGUAGACUAGUCUCUGUGUCUGGAAUUGAUUACCUUCUAUUGAUAUUUGUUAGUUUCAUAUCAUUGUGUGUGUACAGUACUACAGGUUAAAAAAAGAAAUACAAAAUACAAAAAAAACCAACAACCUUGAACUACUUUUCUUGUAAAUAGAUUCAUUCGGACAAUGACCUUUGACCUUCCAGAAUAAAAGGGGAUUCCUGUGCUCUGACUUAUCUUGUAUUACCUUCUGCAUGUUGAACAUGACCUUUUCUUUGCAUGGUGUUGCUGUAAUUGUUCCAUAAUGCUCUGUCUCCUUUUCCUUACUCCUUUCUUUCUUUCUGUCUUCCUCCCCCCUUUCUUUCUGUAUCACUCUUCCUCUAUCUUUCUUUCUCUCGUGCACAAAUUUUAAAAUGCUUCCUUUACACUGUACCUCUAAAAGAAAGGCUUGGAUUAUAAAAAUAAAAAAGUUAUAUAUAUAUAUAUAUAUAUAUAUAUAUAUAUAUAUAUAUAUAUAUAUAUAUAUAUAUAUAUAUA